AUGGGUAAAGCACAGUACAAGAAGAAAACUCAAGGAAGGCGACAUAACCCACUGAGAGUACCAGAUGUCCACUUGGGUGGUGGGAAGGGCGAUGGGAAGGCUGAUCCAACGAAAGAGAAACAGAUGUUACCUAUUCUCAACAAGCUCAAAUCACCAGAAUAUGCGGAUAGGACUUGGGCUUGUGCAGCUAUAUGUAAUUUGAUACAUAACGAUGCGGCCACCAGACGAUUGUUCCAAAGUAGAAAUGUCGUUGGUGAGCUCAUUGAGCGAUUGUCGGAUAGCGUGGAUGAGGUACUCGUAGAAGCUUCGGGAGCCUUGAGAAAUCUGGCUAUCGAUGGUGGUCAUGAGAUCUGCAAUGAGAUGGCCAACAAGGGCAUCAUGUCUCAUCUCACAGUCCUUAUCGGCAAGAUUUCCAACACCAUCGACUCCAUAUCAUCAUCAUCUCAACCCCAGAAACAGACCGACGAGCAAUUCCAGAAUCGUAAACAUCUCCUUUCGCUAGCCGAGAAUGUUAUCUCCCUGUUAUGGAGUUUGGCAGAAGCCAACCCUAAGACACUAGCAGCUGUCAAUGCAGUGGGAUGUGAAGGACUUUUGAUCAAGGUUCUAGCUGGAAGGGCAUCGCUUAGUAUCGGUGUUACUCUUGCGGCUUCGCAAGCGCUCUAUUCGCUCACUCAGGAUAAUCCUCCGUUCCGGAAAGCUAUCGUCAACUAUCCAAAUGCCUUAGAAGCCAUAAUCAGCGUUAUUGAGGAGGACCACCUGCCCGUGGAAAGUAGUCAAAACGCCAAAGCUAGGAAAGGCAAAGGAAAAGAUAAGCAGACAAACGGUGAUGUAGAGCAGGAACUACCAGAUGGAAGAGCUCUUCUCAGAAGGAUUCUUGUUUCCGGAGUGAUAAGGAACUGUGUGCUGGUUGGAUCGAGAACAGACGAGCGAGUCAACGUAUCAGGUUUGACGAGCGGGACUAUACUGCCUUUAGUGAAUGGGCUAUUAGAUGUCAAUCUGUCACAUGUUGUCAACAGAGUCCAGGAGCUUGUACAGCAAAUACCCAAAGAAGGCAUUCUCAACCUUGGGAAGGACCUGAAGACGGAUCAUCAAUCCCCAGCUGAAGUAUCAUUGGAACGGAUCGAACGGAACCUGACCACAGUCAUUAUCGCCUUGGAAGUGUUGACCACCAUCUGUGCGGGAUUGGAGGACGAGGAAGAGGAACCAGUAUUGAACACUGCUGAGGCAAUUGCUGAGCAGGAAGACGAAGACGAGGACAUGGAAGAGAUGCUCGCAGACGAAGACCUUAUAGAGAUGGGUAGAGAUCCCUCUUUCGCCAUUGAGGAAGGCAGCCAUACGCCAGCGGUCAAUCCAGGCGCUACUCUCUCUCACCUGCUCAACACAUUACAGUUGCCAGCUCGACUUACGGCUCUCUCACACCUCACUCCACUUUCAUUCCCUCCUGCAAACAAUCAGCCUUCACCACAUCCACCAACAACUUCCGUCCUCUCAGUUCUCCAUCUUCGUGCUUUGGAAGCUCUCAACAACCUUCUUCUCACUACUGCUGCUUCUCUGCCAUCUAGGUCUGAUGCGGCAUCUCAAUUGGCGAGUUCCGUUCCAAUUCAACAAAUAUGGUCAGACAUGUUCGCUCUCAUCGGUACUCUCGGCUCCGAACCUGAUGCCAUGAAACUGAAAGGUCAAGAGAUGCGUGUAGAAGUUCUGGAGAUGGCAUUGGGCUGUAUAUGGGGAACUGUGAAAGUGGCUCCUAGUCAAUUAGAUGUACAAAGUAAUAAUAUCCAAACUCUAAUCGAUUGCACCAGUGUUCUGAGAUCGGAUGUCGCGAAAGUGCGAGUAAUUGAAGCUCUUUCUGCUCUUGCUGCCAGAGAGAAUGUCUCGGUUGACGAGAACAAGGUUAUCGGCACAUGGCUCAUACAAACUCUCACCACUUCACUGUCUCUCCCUGCUGAGGUCCUCAUUGCUAUACUGAACGCUAUCAUUGACAUCUACGCCGAUGAAACUCGAUCUUAUGAUUCCCCAGUCUUCGUACAGGGUGGAUUCUUGACCCAGUUGGGUGGAACAGUUUCCAAGGUCAGAAGCGAAGUCAAAAAGAUCGAUAAGCGAAAAGAUAGACAACUCAGAACCCAAGGUGAAGAAGUUUACGAGAACUUGACAGCUUUCAUCAAAUAUCGACGAAGUUUGCGUCAAUAA
This is a messenger RNA of Kwoniella mangroviensis CBS 8507, 2187 nucleotides long. RefSeq lists its product as uncharacterized. The record is from RefSeq and is a predicted model, not a curated record. The coding region runs from base 1 to 2187 and encodes 728 amino acids. Lineage: Eukaryota; Fungi; Basidiomycota; Tremellomycetes; Tremellales; Cryptococcaceae. Gene Ontology annotation, biological process: ribosomal large subunit biogenesis; protein import into nucleus. The transcript has 11 exons.